Effrenium voratum is the source of this 789-nucleotide messenger RNA. NCBI's taxonomy places the organism in Eukaryota, Dinophyceae, Suessiales, Symbiodiniaceae. The record is from the annotation of a GenBank genome assembly.
GCCACAUCUUCCAAAGAGCCGGGAAGCGCCCAUGAGGACGUCAAUCAGGGCAAAUCCUUGACGUUGAAGGACUUGUGCACGGCGCAGCAGCUGGAGACUGUCGAUGACGAAGGCAAGCUGGACGACUGGCUGACCUUUCUGCUCAACAAGUUUGAGUCAUUCUGCGCUUUGGUGGUGGAUCAUGACAGCAAAGAUGACUUGAUCAAGGUCCUGGAGCCCACUGUGCUGAAAAAGGUGAGCGGGCCAUGCAUGCUGCUCUACGACUCGAAGGUUGGAGAGGCGUCAUCGAAUCCGAACAUUCGUUUGCCACCCUUCCAGCAGAGGCAUUUCCGCCGCAUGCUGCAAGCAUUCACGGCAGUGCGGGGACCUGGCGACCAGGAGAAUGCCCAGGAGGGGGAUUUGAAGAAGACGGACCUCGUCAUCUACAUGGAUGGAGGGCGGAGUGGCAACGACACGUCGGUGUCACAAGCCUUUGUUGACUCGACGGGCCGCUCGAUGAACAAAUGCAGACAGUGCUUCACAAUCUGCUACGACGAAGAAAGCCUCGUCGACAGGCGCGAAAAAGUUCGCGGGUUCGUGAACCAAACCGAGUCCAUGAUGUGCUACACCCUUGAGGGGUUAGAGAUUGAGAAGGUUGCGCGGAAGCACUACAGCGGGACGAAUCACGGCAGCCACAUCGGUCCAGUUCGCGCGCUGCCUUACACCGACAAAGCUUGUUGGCGAAUGAGCCCUGCCGACAAGAAAGCCUUGUGUGGGGACAAGGGUAGGGUGCUCACCGGUGGCCCCUGA